Messenger RNA from Colias croceus (clouded yellow), 543 nucleotides. It is a transcript of the gene LSm7, whose product is annotated as U6 snRNA-associated Sm-like protein LSm7. Gene Ontology annotation, biological process: mRNA splicing, via spliceosome; nuclear-transcribed mRNA catabolic process. The transcript has 3 exons. The record is from RefSeq and is a predicted model, not a curated record. NCBI's taxonomy places the organism in Eukaryota, Metazoa, Arthropoda, Insecta, Lepidoptera, Pieridae. Gene Ontology annotation, cellular component: U6 snRNP; Lsm1-7-Pat1 complex; catalytic step 2 spliceosome. The coding region runs from base 131 to 484 and encodes 117 amino acids. Gene Ontology annotation, molecular function: RNA binding.
AAUAUCAAUGUCAACAUUAAUAACCUCAAAAUCUCAAAACAAAGUUUUUAUUCGAUUAAUACUUCAAUACAAAUUAUUAAAAUAUAUUUUAGAGUUAGUAAUCACUUAAAAAUUAAAAUAGGAUUUUGAAAUGGCUUCUAAAGAAGGAGGAGAAAAGACGAAGAGUGCACAAGGAGCUGGAGAUAAUAAGGAGAAACGUAGGAAAGAGUCCAUUCUCGAUUUAAGUAAAUACUUAGAAAAAAGUAUAAGAGUUAAAUUUGCCGGUGGUCGGGAAGCAGCAGGCAUAUUAAAAGGCUACGAUCCUUUAUUAAAUUUAGUUUUGGACAACACUACAGAAUAUUUGAGGGAUCCUGAUGAUCCAUACAAAUUGCUGGAUGAUACAAGAGCAUUGGGGCUUGUUGUAUGCCGAGGUACAUCUAUAGUACUUAUCUGUCCCAUGGACGGCAUGGAAGCAAUACCUAAUCCAUUUAUUGCGCAGGAGUAAUGUUAAGUCUUAAGUUAAGUAUAAUAUAAGGCUAAGUAAAUAAAAACAUUUUUAUAAUA